GCGCACUUUGAUCAGCACUUUGCUGCAUUGCUGCAACUUUGGCGGCAUCCUCGAGGACGAAUAAACGUUUGCUGUUGCAUGAUACCGGUACACAUAUUAGGUAUACAGCGGCGUUUGAGCUCUUAAAACUAGCAAAGUUUUCAACGAGCAGCUAAUGUGAUUGAUUGGCUGGGGCGAUCAGGAACAUUGCUGAGUUUUUCAGACAGAGAGACUGAAAAGCAGAAAUGGCUUCCGUAGGGGGGAAGCAUGACCUUCCGCUGGAUUCAGAAGGCAUCUGCAUGUGUUGUUCAUUGAAGCCACCACGUUCAGAAUUAGUGACUUGCAGAAGCUGUGCCAGUCCAUGGCAUAUGCGAUGCUUGAAAUCUCCUUUGUCGGAGGCACCACUUGGCGGCUGGGAUUGUCCUGAUUGCGACUUCAGUCCGAGCAUUGAGACCGGGCCCGUGACAAUAGCGGCCCCAAGCUCGCUGGCAGCCAAUAGCAUCGUUUCCCAAGUCCGUGCCAUCAACGAAGACACCACGCUGACCGAGCAGGAAAAGGCAAGGAAGCGUCAAGAGCUGCUUAGUAACAAAGUGAUCAACACCUCAGAGGACACGCCACAAGAGACGGCAGGCAGGAAAGGCGCCAAGAGGAAGUCUGUCGAGGGAGCAGAGGCAGGAGCGAGCAGCAGAAAGAAGGAGAAGAGCUCUGCCCUGGACCUGCUGGACCAGUCCCUGUGCUGCCCUAUCUGCCAGGAGCUUUGCGAUCGACCUGUCUCGACUCCCUGCGGCCACAACUUCUGCCUCAAGUGCUUCCAGAAGCAGGUUGGCAUGGGCAAGAAGAAUUGCGCCAAGUGCCGGGCGGCCAUUCCGGCCAGUGCCUGCAACAAUCCCCGCAUCAACUCCGCCCUCGUCAUGGCCAUUCGUCAUGCAAAGGCUGCAGCAGCUGGGGAGAACAGACCCGCCGCAAAGCCACAGCACUUUAUGGCUAACGACGACCGGCCAGAUCAGGCCUUCACCACCGAGCGCGCACAGAAGACCGGACUCGCCAACGCCUGCAGCGGCCGCAUCUUUGUCACCAUCCCUCCGGACCACUUUGGUCCAAUCACAGCAGAGUAUGAUCCAGUCAACAACACGGGGGUCCUCGUUGGGGCAGAAUGGACGGACCGCAUGGCUUGCCGGCAGUGGGGCGCGCACUUUCCCCACGUGGCGGGGAUAGCAGGCCAGUCGGAUCACGGGGCGCAGAGUGUGGCGCUGUCCGGGGGCUAUGAGGACGAUGAGGACCACGGGGAGUACUUCAUCUACACUGGCAGUGGGGGCCGGGAUCUGAGCGGCAACAAGCGGACAAACAAGGAGCAAUCCAAGGAGCAGGUGUUUGAGAAGAUGAACAAGGCCCUGAAAGUCAGCUGCAGGGAGGGCUACCCCCUACGCGUUGUCCGGUCACACAAGGAGAAGAAGUCGAGCUAUGCCCCCAAGGAGAACGUCCGCUAUGACGGAAUCUACCGCAUCGAGAAGUGCUGGCGCAAGCCCGGGAAGCAGAACGCCGUCAUGUGCCGCUUCCUCUUUGUACGCUGCGACAACGAGCCGGCCCCCUGGGACUCUGGUGAAAUCGGCGACCGGCCCCGCAAGCUCCCAAUGGUUGACGAGUUGAAGGGAGCAAAGGAUAUUUUUGAGCGCAGCAAGGCCCCGGCGUGGGACUGGAAAGAGGACGAGGGCGUAUGGGGCUGGACCCGCCCGCCUCCCGCCAGCCGUGCGGGCGGCCGCAGCCAGACCGAGGGGGCCAAGAAGAAGCGGACACUCAACCUGCAACAGAAGCUGUUGCGAGAGUUUGGCUGCCAGCGCUGCCGCUUCGUUCUCACCGCCCCGCUGACCACCCCGUGCGGCCACAACUUCUGCAAGUCGUGCCUGGAGGCCGCCACCGGAGGCGAGGAGCUUCGAGACCGGGGGGCGGGCGCGCGGUCGCUGCGCGUCAAGAAGGUGGUCAAGCUUUGCCCCGCGUGCAAGGCGGACAUCACCGACUUCAUGGGCAAUCCGCAGGUGAACCGCGAGAUGGUCGAAAUCAUUGCUGGCAUCCAGGCGGCCGCCGAGAAGGCCGCCCGGGAGCAAGCGGAACCGGAAGCCGAGGGCGGAGAGGCUGCUGUUGAGGCCGGAAUUCCGGAGGAAGACGGAGAGGAAGCGGACGAUGACGUCAGCAACUCGGAGGCUGACGUAGACGAGCAGAGUGAGGAAGACCUGGAGCGGAGACGCAAGGGCAAGGGGCGCGCCGAUGGGCUGCCCGCUGGGAGUGAGAACGGGACCGGUGUGAAUGGGCACCGGGAAAAGGGCCAGAACGGAACGGCUUUCAACGGAACGGAGGCAAACGGGACCGGCAGGAGCGGAAUUGGUGUGAACGGGCUCCCCAAGAACGGUGUGAACGGGGCAGGGCCGACUGAGAAGCAGAGAGAGACAGGGGAGGGUGCAACUAGGGAGGGCGAGGGAAAAGACUCUGCGCUGGCGGCUCUGGAGCAGACGGAGAGAGAGGCGGAGUUCCAAAACCUGGUGGCCAAGUACCCGACGUUCGGGGAGGAGGUGCUGCGGGACAUGCUGGCCGAGCAGAUCGAACUGGGCGGUGGGCUGGCCGACCUUGCCAUGCUCCUCAAAAACCUCAAGAACGACGCGGCCCGGGCCCAAAGGAGGCAGUCGGGGGAGGGCCCCGGGGGCUCUGGCAGGGGCGGCGCAGGCCGGGGAAGAGGUCGGGGCAGGAAGAGAAAGAGCGUCGCGAGGAAGACUGCGGAGGAGGACAUGGUCGUGCCCGACUCGGAAGAGGAAGAAGACGGGACGGCAGCAGCCGCAAAUGGAAGCGGGAACGGCCACGGCGGUUACGGAGGCAUUGACGUCCUUGAAGCCAAGAUUACGAAGAGAGCGCGGUCGGUUAGGAACAGCACAAACUGACAGCGUAAUUGAAACGGUUGCACCGGCUGUUGUGUGCUUCUCUGUCAUGUAAGAAGUACAGGAGUAGGUGAAGCGAGUUGCUUUGAUAGCAAGUCAGUGAGUAAAGAUCGGUAACUACUAGCGCUCAGUAGUGUAAGUUGAAGCAAAGAUUAUCAAUACCAAGAAAGCACCCUUACCUUCAGGUGACGAGGUUUUCGAACCAUGGGGUCAAUGUUCGGCACAUAGGUCGGCCCGAAUACUGACGAGGUUUACCACUUACUUGAAAAUGUC
Messenger RNA from Klebsormidium nitens, 3176 nucleotides. The record is from the annotation of a GenBank genome assembly. Lineage: Eukaryota; Viridiplantae; Streptophyta; Klebsormidiophyceae; Klebsormidiales; Klebsormidiaceae.